Penicillium soppii is the source of this 2034-nucleotide messenger RNA. Its product is annotated as putative GARP complex subunit (Sac2). The record is from RefSeq and is a predicted model, not a curated record. The transcript has 5 exons. NCBI's taxonomy places the organism in Eukaryota, Fungi, Ascomycota, Eurotiomycetes, Eurotiales, Aspergillaceae. Gene Ontology annotation, biological process: Golgi to vacuole transport; endocytic recycling; retrograde transport, endosome to Golgi. The coding region runs from base 1 to 2034 and encodes 677 amino acids. Gene Ontology annotation, cellular component: GARP complex. Gene Ontology annotation, molecular function: syntaxin binding.
AUGUGGCGUGACCGCAUUUCAGGCCAACCCACUUCCGCCGGAGCCAAUAGUCGCAACCUCUCUCCUUUACCAAGACGAUCAUCCUCCCAGCUUUCCCCGAGUCCUUACAAUAAUCGCCCUGGUCUACCUCCUAGAACUUCAUCAACCUCUCUUCUUGCGACCCCAAACGACUCUACCGCGUCACUACCAGCAACUGCACGUGCGACCAAUGGUUCUCCAUUGAAGCAGACAAGUAUUCAACGACCUCGACCGGCCAAUGUUCCCGAUCCGUUGGAUGUCUUGAACGAAAUCAUCGGAAAGGAAUCUCAGACGGAUAAAAAUGCUCCGCAUCCGUUAUCGGGGCUGGAACGGCCCGCGCAGUUGGUGGAAGCCAUUCAUUUUGACGGGCUGAGUCUAGAGGACUUUCUGGAAAAGGAGGAACCGGCACCUCGGAGAAAGACCCGAGACAACGAUAUCAAUGCACAAACCGUACAUCAAUUUGAGAAAGAGCGAGACAAGUUCCAGGAACUACACACAUCGAUCACCGGUUGUGAUGAGGUUUCCAAGUCAGUUGAGCUGUACUUGAAUGACUUCCAAACCGAACUAGGUGCCGUAUCAGCAGAGAUCGAAACCUUACAAUCUCGCUCAACGCAAUUGAAUGCAAUGCUAGAGAAUAGGCGCAAUGUCGAAAGGUUGCUGGGACCCGCCGUGGAAGAGAUCAGCAUCUCUCCGAAAGCCGUGCGGACAAUUGUCGAGGGUCCAAUUGAUGAGAAUUGGGUGCGUGCCUUGAACGAAAUCGACACUCGGACAACAAACAUCGAAGCGAAAGCGGCUGCCUCCAACAACGGAUUCAAGGCCGUCGAGGAUGUCCGUCCCCUUUUGAUUGAUGUCAAGGACAAAGCCAUUGAAAGGAUCAGAGAUUAUCUAGUAUCGCAAAUCCGUGCAAUGCGAUCCCCAAAUAUCAACUCGCAGAUCAUUCAGCAACAGCGAUUGGUGAGGUUCAAAGAUCUAUACAGCUAUAUUUCGAAAGCCCACCCGAAGCUGGCGGGAGAGAUUUCACAGGCAUACAUUAACACAAUGCGCUGGUAUUAUACAUCGCACUUUACGCGCUAUCUUCAGGCGCUGGAUAAGAUCAAGAUCUAUCCACCUGACCGCAACGAGGUGCUUGGAGGUGAUCCCUCCACACAUCGGACAGGUAAUAUCAUCUCUGGCGGCCGAGCUGGCUCUGUCGCACAUGAUCCUUUUUCUUUGGGUAGACGAAUCGAUAUUCUCCGAACCGGCAAUCUUCAAGCUCUGUCCUCUUACUUGGCCGAAGAAGAUAAUAACUAUCAUGGGAUUGAAGUCCCCUUCCGUAACUUCAACCUUGCAUUGGUAGACAAUGUCUGUGCCGAAUACUCUUUCCUUACAGAAUUUUUCUCCGCGAAAACAUUUCAUCAAAUCUCUCGCAACACUGUGGAAAUCUUCCAGCAGGUGUUCACUCUUGGUCAAACGCUGACAAAAAAGUUAAUCGAACAAACCACGGACUCUUUAGGAGUGCUGAUGUGUGUUCGUCUCAACCAGCAUUCAGCAUUCGAACUCCAGCGCCGCAAGGUCCCAGUCGCCGACUCAUAUGUGAAUGGAACCAACAUGCAAUUAUGGCCACGCUUUCAAGUCAUCAUGGAUCAUCACGGUGACUCGCUGAAGCGCGUUGGGUCCAACACUGGGCGCAGUGCUGUUUCGGCGCUUUCCCUUGCAGGCGGAGAUGACUUGAAGCAGUCAUCGGCUCCACACUUUUUGACCCAGCGAUUUGGACAGCUUCUCCAUGGAAUCCUCGUUCUCAGUAGUGAUGCUGGCGACGACGAGCCGGUUUCCAACAGUUUGGCUCGGUUGACAGCUGAAUUUGAUUCGCUUUUGGCUAAGCUAAGCCGUAAUGGCACGGAUGCAAAGCGAAGAGAGCGCUUCCUCUUCAACAAUUAUUCAUUGAUUUUAACCAUCAUUAGUGAUACCCAAGGCAAAUUAGCGAUUGAGCAGAAGCAGCAUUUGGAUGAGAUGUUAAAAAAUAGCACCAAGCGGUAG